GCGAGUGCAAUUAAAAAUAUCAGGAUAAUGGGAAUUAAUGCCGAUAAAAAAGAAAAUCUUGGUGAGUACGUGUAUGAGGGAGCGGGUAGGUAUCAAGAAUUUGAGCUGCACAAUGAUACAUCCUUUGAAGCGCUCGAUUUUUGCAUUUUGUCCAAUCAUGGCGCGAGGGACCACACGUGCGUUUACAGGAUUUAUGCAUUCGCCGAGGAGGAUACGUAGAAGAAAAUA
Messenger RNA from Vavraia culicis subsp. floridensis, 228 nucleotides. RefSeq lists its product as uncharacterized. The transcript has a single exon. NCBI's taxonomy places the organism in Eukaryota, Fungi, Microsporidia, Pleistophoridae. The annotation marks the transcript as partial. The record is from RefSeq and is a predicted model, not a curated record.